GAGUCAGUGCGUCCACUUCGCAGCAGAGGAGCGACAGCAGCGUGACUGAGGGGAGAUGAGCGGGUCAGACCUGCAGCAAUAAGACUUACCGGUGAGUGUUUGUCCGGAGGAGAUGUCUCUGUCGUCCUCACCGAGCACAGACACGUCCAGCCGGAGGAGGAGGCCGGCUGAACACGGUCAAGAUCUUUCAUGGGAACAGGAUAACCCGGCAGGAUACGAUCAUGGUCAGAUCCACGACCGCCUUUGUAGAGAUCAGCAACCUAAUUCAUCAGGCACUUGCACUCCAUCUACACAUCACUGCACAUGUCCUGCCCUGUGCACAACAAAACACAUGUCAGCACACCCAUGCCCAAGCCAUCAUGUCUGUGAGGAUAGCUGGGAGGACCUCCAGAGCAAGAGAACCAUCAGAGCAGAGAACGAAGUGGAAGCCAACAAACUGGUCAACAACUACAUGUUUGGUUUUAGAAAAUGGAAGAGCCAUGUGACGGAGCGUCCAUUUGAAGACAGGUCAGAAGUGGUGAAAGAGCUCUACUCCGAGCUGAACGUCAUUAGGCCACGCACUGGUCCAGGUCAUCUCAUCACAAUUGGAAAUGUAGCGUAUGUGCUGUUAUUUGGUUGGUGGGUCUCUCUGGCGUACCUCCUGGUCAGCAUACUAAUGUUCAUCACCGUCGCUGGUGUACCAUAUGGCAAGCUUUGCCUGAAGUUGUCCUGCUACUUCCUGUGGCCAUUCGGCAAGUCAAUCCACGAGAUUGGAAACACAUUGAGGAGGUGCUGUGAGCAAAUGCCAGACUGUGACUGCAUCAUAGAGGGGAUGGAGGAUAACUCACCAGUUCUGCUGCCUUCACCCACAGAGGUGCCAGUCCCAGAGAUGCCAGGGCGACCUGUGCGCACUCCAUACUGGCAUCGCAUCUCCACCUAUGUGUGGCUGCUGCUGGGAUAUCCUCUUCUGGUGGCCAUCCACUUCCUGGCCUGCUUCUUCUCUUGGAUCCUGGUCUUCACCAUCCCUGUUGCCAAGAUGAACGCACGCACUUUGAGUGUCAUCCUUCUCUUGGCUCCUGAGGAUGUUUCUGUCUCCACCUGCUCGCAGAGGAAGAAUCAAGGCUAUGAGACCAGAGCGCUGCUGUGCUGCUACCAUGCUGCAAACUGGUAUUACUACAAGUAUACUGUUGAUGGGAUCAAUGUAUUUGCUGUCAACCUCCUCCCUCUUGUAAUAAUUGCCAUGGUAAUUGGCUACAUCGACAGAGAAAACAAGUACGCCAGCUCUGAUGUCAAGUUCGCCACAGCGAUUGGUUCCAUCAUACCUCUGUCAUACUACAUUGGUAUGGGCAUCGCCAGCAUCUCAGCCCAGAGUAACUUUGCUGUGGGUGCAGUGGUGAACGCCACCUUCGGCUCCAUCACAGAGUUGACCUUUUACAUCACAGCCCUGCUCAGGGGUCACCGGGCAGCCAAUCCGUGUCUGCAGGAGGUUGUGAAGGCAGCACUGACUGGCACGCUGCUGGGCUGCAUCCUCUUCAUCCCUGGCAUCUGCAUGAUAAUUGGAGGGCUGAGACACAGUGAGCAACGAUUCAACAGUCGCUGUACAGGAGUGAGCUCUUCGUUGCUCUUCAUCUCUGUAGGAGGUGUAUUUGCCCCCACGCUGUUCUCCAAGGCUUACGGGAACCUGGUGUGCAACGCCUGCACCAACUCCACUGGAGGAAACAGCAGCGGGCCGUUUGUCUGCCACAACUGUCAUUACGAUCUGAACAACGGUACUUUGUUCCACAGCCAUGUUGAGCCGCUGGUGUACACCGUGUCUGCCCUCUUGCCAGUUGCCUACAUCAUUGGGCUGAUAUUCACACUGAAGACACACUCCCACAUUUAUGACAUUCAUGUUGGAGAGGGCCAAGUGACCGGCCACAAUGGGGCAGUGGUCCACUGGUCACGGUGGAGGUCUCUGGUCAUCCUCAUCAUGGCCACUGUGCUCAUGUCUGCCUGCGCUGACCUCGCCACUGAGCACAUCCAGCCCAUUCUCAACCAGCCCAACAUCUCUCAGUAUUUCAUUGGGGUAACAGUUCUCGCUAUGGUUCCUGAGAUCCCAGAGAUUGUCAAUGGGAUUCAGUUUGCUCUCCAAAACAACAUCAGUCUUAGCUUGGAGGUGGGGAGCUGUAUCGCUGUGCAGGUCUGCAUGCUACAGAUUCCAAUUCUGGUCUUAUUUAAUGCCUUCUAUGAUGUGGGGUUUGUGCUCUUGUUCAGUGACCUACACCUAUGGGCCAGCAUCUUCAGCGUGAUUCUGGUCAACUACAUCUUCAUGGAUGGCAAGUCAGAUUAUUUUCAGGGUACAGCUCUGGUGGUCGUCUAUCUUAUCCUACUGGCUCUGUAUUACUUCGCUCCAUCUCCAGCAGGCUGCUGACUCUGGGACUGUAAUCUUCAGCCCAUUUUAUUUAAGUCGGAAAGACACUCAUAUUUCAUACCACUCCUUGUUGAUGAAAUUUAAUCCUGACAGGAUUAUGAUAGUGGGAGCCCUGAGACUGACCUUUUAAUCAACCAUUUUUUGUUUCUUAAAUUAUACAAAUGACAAGACUGAAAUUUAUCUCAGGUAGGUAAUUUUUUUGACUGUACAAAUAGAUCACUCCUACCACUGUAAACUGUACGGUAUGUAAGCUAACAUACCUAAAUAUUUUACUUUAUACUCAUAGAUUCUUAUGCUAAACAGUGUCGUAGGAAAGAAAAGCAGUAUUUUUACAAUACAGAUCGGUGUUAUGAUGUAAAGUAUCUGCACUAAUUGUAUUUUGUUUAAGGAUAAUGUUGUAAUACAUUUUGUAUACUUUGUAACUCCAAAAUGUAGAGAUGGUAAAUUUCAGAGUUCAUUACAUAAGUGACAUUAUUUAACAGAACAGAACAGAAACACCCUACAGUAUAUUGAAAAAGUGGCAUGGCUGGCUGUGCUUAGCAACAACAAAAACAACAUCUGUCAAUACAACGUUUUGAAAAAAACCGACUGCCUGUGUUUUUAUUGUUUGUACAGACAGGAAUUACAAAACAUAAUGUACAUUACAGUCAUAACUGCCUUUGAGGAGACAUUCACCUUUUCUCCUAAGAGUUCAUGUGAAGUGACAUGCACACCGUACUGACAUGCAGAAGAGAUCAUUUAACUUUCAUUAACAUCGAAGAUAAUGCAAAUAUAAACAUCUCGGUUUUAAGCAAGGCAGUACAUUUACCAAAUCCGAGCGUAGUGAAGUAGACCUUCUUCACAAGACCACAUAAAUAAGGCCGUAACAUGUCAAACUAAGGACAAGUAUGUGAAGCAAGGUUUUGAAUGUGAAAAUGGGCAUCGUUGUACAUCAUGAAACAUGGAGUUUAGCUUAAUAUUGUACCAACACGGCUGCAACAAAUGUGUGAAAUAAAAUGCUGUCGAGAUACACAACGUGCAAAUUCAAGAUAGAGGCUAACGAAAUUGGUG
Molecule: messenger RNA, 3439 nt
Organism: Thunnus maccoyii (southern bluefin tuna)
Lineage: Eukaryota; Metazoa; Chordata; Actinopteri; Scombriformes; Scombridae
Product: putative cation exchanger C521.04c
Exons: 20
Coding region: 113-2389 (758 amino acids)
Biological process (GO): intracellular calcium ion homeostasis; calcium ion transmembrane transport
Cellular component (GO): membrane; endomembrane system
Molecular function (GO): calcium:proton antiporter activity
Source: RefSeq, a predicted model, not a curated record